AGAAGAGGAAGUUGACAUGUUUUGGGAAACAUGAAGCGGGUCACGCGUCAAGAGUGUGAUGAAGGUCCAGUUCCUGAGGAGCAGGAGACGGAGGGGCAGCGGCAGCUCCACAGCCUAUUGCUCCAGCAGCUUGAUACGGAUGUUAACGUAGACCGUUGUGUAGCUAAGAAGAAAUGCUUUGCCCCAGCUGCCCUGUACAAGCCCUUCGGUGAGCAGGCAGCGGGGGUGCGCAGCCUGGCCCAAUUCCAGGCACUGCAGGAUGGAGAGAAGGAGCUGGCCAGCUUGAGAGAGCUGGGCCUCACUGACGCUGAGAUUGAGCUGUGGCAGAGCAGAGACCUGAUAGAGACUGAAUGGAAGAACCGGGGAGUACAUGUAGCUUCAGAGGUGAGGGACGCGCGGCUCCAAGUCAUUAGGGACAAGAUGACUGCGCGAGUGGAGUUGCUCUCACGACCCCAGCGCUUCUCAGCCAGUCGAGCCCUCUCCCGCAGAGAAAUGGAGAUCGAGAAAUCUCUCUUCCAUGGCAACGACCGCUGCAGCUUCCUUACUGCCCUCUACCAUCAAGAAGAAGAUUCACAGAACGGCCAACAGGGGGCAACAUCCUCAAACCCAAUGGAUACAUUGUAUAGAGACUUCCUCAAAGACCAGCAGAAAGCCUCUGAUUACAGCACACUGGACUCUCACUCACCUCUGUUAGCUCCCUCAAAUAAACUUUAUUUGACAGAGACAGAUACCUGUCAUAAUCAAUCACUGCUUCCAGACCAAGACCCUGAUCGGUUGCACGCCCCCAAAGACUGCCCUAAAUCAUCAGUAAGCCAUGAGCCAGUCCCACCAAUAGCUGACAAAGCACAGUGUCAAAAUCAAGAGAAACACAGUGGCCUGAAAAUCACAGUGAACCAGCCGAUCGGACGUCUCACCGCUUCUUCCUCGCAGAUCCAGAACGGUCCAGUGACAGUCAGUGGAAGGAUAGAGGAGAUUACAGACGAGGAGAUCAGGAACAAUCGGGAGAUGGAAGAGGGCAUCAGGAAAAUUCCACGCUUUCAGAACUACCAGCGUGGAGAGCCGUCACAUGUGCUGUGUGUGAAGAAUAUGAGUCCUCGGGCCUCUCUAGCCCAGCUGGUGUCUCUGUUCUCCAGGUUUCAGAAGGAUGACACUAACCCGAUUCUAUACCGCCUAUUGACGGGCAGACUGAAAGGCCAAGCCUUCAUCACGUUCUCUGAUAUAGAGACUGCACACACAGCUUUGGAUAUGUUGAAUGGGUACAGGCUGCUGGACAAGCCUCUUGUCAUUGAGUUUGGUCGGGAGAGGAAAAAUGCAAGUGGAGACUCCACUACAACUACAACGCAAGUGGUUCUGGAAGACUACAAGAACUAAUUGUUUUGCUCGUCAUUCUGAAAUUACCGUACAGUAAAAUGCUGUAAAUAUUAAUCUUGUAAAUAAAACAGUAUGUACAUUUCUUUAA
Pygocentrus nattereri (red-bellied piranha) is the source of this 1459-nucleotide messenger RNA. It is a transcript of the gene rbm41, whose product is annotated as RNA binding motif protein 41. Lineage: Eukaryota; Metazoa; Chordata; Actinopteri; Characiformes; Serrasalmidae. The record is from RefSeq and is a predicted model, not a curated record. Gene Ontology annotation, cellular component: U12-type spliceosomal complex. The transcript is spliced from 7 exons. Gene Ontology annotation, molecular function: U12 snRNA binding; pre-mRNA intronic binding. Gene Ontology annotation, biological process: mRNA splicing, via spliceosome. The coding region runs from base 31 to 1371 and encodes 446 amino acids.